Messenger RNA from Falco peregrinus (peregrine falcon), 3914 nucleotides. RefSeq names its product TBC1 domain family member 24-like. The record is from RefSeq and is a predicted model, not a curated record. Lineage: Eukaryota; Metazoa; Chordata; Aves; Falconiformes; Falconidae. The coding region runs from base 1 to 1776 and encodes 591 amino acids. The transcript is spliced from 6 exons.
AUGUUUGGCUCAUCUCCAGUCACCAUCGUGAUCACGUCCGAAGCUGACACCUGGGACAUCGACGCCUCCUCUUGUCUGGGCUGUGGACAGUUCGUGGAUUGGGACAGGAUGCCAGACCCGGAGCAACAGGCACAUAUCCCCCGAGACAUCCUCAGUAAGCCCCCGAAGGAGCUGAAGAAGCUGGCAAGAGAAGGCUACUGGGCAGCGAGCCGCGCUCUCAGAGCUCAGGUCUACCACCAGCUCAUCCAGCAGGUUGCCUGCCGGCUCGUCACCCCAGAUGCCCUUGUCUACAGGGAUGUGGCCAGUCGGCUCUUUGGGAAGCCAAGUGUGAGCUCCCACCCUUUGCCUGAGUUCCUGGAAGGAUGUUCCAUGCCCACAUACUGCCUCAACCUGGAAGGGGUCACCGCCUUGAAGAAGAUCCUCAUCUGUGUCGGCAACCUUUUUCCCGACAUAACCUACAGCCCAAUCCUCCCCUCUCUGGUGGCUCUGCUGCUGCACUACAGUGAAGACGAAGCUCAGUGCUUUGAGAACAUCUCUCGCCUCAUCGCCAGCAAUGCUCCCCACACCAGCUACAUUGACCAGUCCUUCCUGGCCCACCAAGCCUCCUGCAUGACUUUUGGGGAUCUGGCCAACAAGCACUGCCCAGCAGCUCACAAACUCAUAGCCAGCACCUCUGAGAACGUCUUUGAGGUCUACUCUGAAUGGUUGUCAUGGCUCUUUCAUGAUCUCCCCUUCAAUUACGCCAUCCGUGUCUUUGAUGUCUACCUGCUGGAGGGGCAGAAGGUCCUCUACCGCAUUGCUCUGGCCUUGCUGAAGCAGUACAGGCUCUCAGUGACCACUGCCGAGCUGGAGGGGACCGACAUCAAGGCAGACCUGCAGGCUUUUGUGCAGAACAUUGCUGAGCACGUGACUGUUGACAAACUCCUAGAGAGAGCCUUUGGCAUCCGGCUGUUCUCCCGCAAGGAAAUCUGGCUUCUCCAGAUGGCCAACAGGAAGGCGUUAAUGGAGAGGGGCAUAACCAUGGUGCAGAGAAGGCAGUCCUUCCACCUGGCUGUGGACAUGCAGAACUUCAGCUCCAGCAUUGUAACGGCUCAGGAGAUGCGCAUCAUCUGGUCCUGGAUCCCUGAGCGCUUCUCCCUCUUCCCCCCGCUGCUGCUCUUCUCCACCUCAGAAGAUGGGUGCAGCCUGCAGAGGUUUUACACAUGCUGUGAAGGCUACGAACCGACGGUGCUGCUCAUAAAAACCACAGAGGGGGAGGUGUGCGGGGCAUUUCUCUCCUCUGACUGGAGUGAAAGGAAAAAGAGUGGGGCAACAUCAGGCUUUUUUGGGACAGGGGAGUGCUUUGUGUUCACUGUGCGUCCUGAGACAGAGAGGUAUGAGUGGGUGUUCAUCAAGAAGCCAGAGCUGGCCAAAGCUGUGCCACGCUCACGCCAGCGGUCGCCUUCCCCCUCUCCUGCAUCCCUCCUCGGCUCCUCCCUGGAGAGCUGCAGCACCAGCUCGAACCGUCUUACUGUGCCCACGCCACAGAGGAAAGGCCGUCUCUCCCCAUUUCUGGCCAUCAGGCAUUUCCUUCUGCCUUCCAAAACAGCUUCCAUGUUCAUGUCCGGGUCACAGGAAGGGAUCGUUAUUGGUGGAGGGGGAGGCCAAGCUCUGUCCCUCGACACCAACCUGCUCUGGGGGCACACAGAGCACUGUGAGACCUUCGACAACCCUCCACUCUGCCAGGAGAACUUCAAGGUGCAGCUCUUGGAAGUGUGGGGCUUUCAAAAUGCCUAGGUCCUGUGGGAAACAGCCCCUCACCGCACCGCACAGAGACGGGGACUGCUUGCCAUUCUGGCCACCAGCCCAGCUGCCAGCUGUGGUCUCUGCCAGCAGCACCACAGGCACCUCCUCUCACCAUCCUCCCCUCCACAGCCAGCCCUCAUGGUGGUGUGGAGAGAGGGCAACACGGUGCCAGGAGGGCGCUGCCUUCGGGGACAUUUCAGGUCCCUUCCAACAGUUUGGACCCAGCCCACUCCACCCAGUCUGUCCCGGUUUAGGAUGCUGGAGGGGAGGUGAACCGGUCUAGUUUCUUACACUUCCCUGGCUUGUUUGCAGCUUGGGGCUCAACAGCAAACCAGUGGUACUGCAGCACAGGCAGAUUAUACAGGAAUUCUAAGCCUAGGCAAAACCCAACACCAAGGCACAAAGCUGACCAGAAACACUCUCAGACCCCACUUCGCUGGGGUCCCAAGCCCAGUGCCACCCUUCAAGCCAUAUGCAGAAUUUUGUAGCCUCUGCAGGUUAUCAAGACUCCCCUGGGAUCACAGACCGAUCACCAUCCAGCACAGUGCAAGAGACUCUUUUUGUCCGCAGUUGAAACUGCUGAUCAGUGAUUAACAAAGUCCUGCCUGGUGCUUACACACUGGCAGCCAGCAAGAACCCCCAGCUGUGCACCUGCCUCAUCAUUUUUGUAUUAAACUGAGGAGCUAUAUUCACUGCAAAGGGCUGACCUAAGACUGCGAGCAGUGAAAACAUAUGAGCCUUAACCAGUGGGCCCUGACUCCCUGGGGUCAGGACAAUGGGAGAUGUGCCAUUUUAAAACAUGAAACGUGAAUGUAGUUCAGUCAGACAAGGCAACCCUCGCAGGAGGCUUGUAGACCAUAGAGAUAUUCUGGCUGCAGGAUGAGAACAUCUCCCACAUCCAAAUAUACUUUCCACUUGUGGUUUUAUCACUCAUAUAUUCCACUUCUUGAGCUAUUCAGAGCAGGAGCUAUCGUUGCCUUGGUGCCUGCUUCCAGUGAUGGCAAGAUGACUCGGGCAGGAGCAGAUGAUGACAACAAGCUCAGACAAAACCAGCCAUGUGGCAGACCUAGGAGUUACUUAGAGCCUUCAAAGGGUAUCCAUGUAAGAUGAGGAGGUGAGAUGCAGCCUUCCGUGCCCCUGUGCCUGGCCUUUGCCCACAGAGCUCAAGUGAAAAAACCCCACAGAAUUACUCUUUCCCUUCAGUUUAAAAGGUCUGCUUGGGUGUCCUCAGUAUGUAUUUCUUUCUGUGAUCAUGUCCUGGACUUUCUCCCUGGCUGAAAGCUUCCCAUGGGAUUCCCUCUCCCUUCCCAAGUGGCUGUUUCACCUCUCCACCCAGAGAUGUACAGGAUGCAGGAGACGCUUGGAAAUGCACAGCCCGUCAUUAGCAGCCCAGCCUGACCUCGCAGCAGCCUUCAGAGCAUCUCCUUGCAAAGAGCAAGCGCGCCCCACGUACUGCACUGAGGCACCGGAGGCUGGGUACGCGCGGUGCGGGUGCUGCUGACACGGUGGCUGGGCCCGUGAGCGCCUUCAGGCCAUCGGUGCUGGGUACCGGCACGUAGUGAGCACCUUUGGGGCACGUAGUGAGCACCUUUGGGGCACGUAGCGAGCGCCUUUGGGGCACAUAGCGAGAGCCUUUGGGGCACAUAGCGAGCAUCUUUGGGGCACGUAGUGAGCGCCUUUGGGGCAUGUAGCGAGCAUCUUUGGGGCACGUAGUGAGCAUCUUUGGGGCACGUAGCGAGCGCCUUUGGGGCACGUAGCAAGCAUCUUUGGGGCACAUAGUGAGCGCCUUUGGGGCACGUAGUGAGCAUCUUUGGGGCACGUAGCGAGAGCCUUUGGGGCACGUAGCGAGCAUCUUUGGGGCAUGUAGCGAGCGCCUUUGGGGCACGUAGCGAGCGCCUUUGGGGCACGUAGCGAGCAUCUUUGGGGCACGUAGCGAGCGCCUUUGGGGCAUGUAGCAAGUAUCUUUGGGCUGUCAGCACUAGGCACCAGCACGUAGUGAGCACCUUUGGGGCGCAUAGCGAGUGCCUUUGGGCCAUCGGUGCUGGGCACUGGCACUAUGCACCCGCCGCAGCCCAGCGCCACAGCCAACACCAGCUGCCGGCCAUGCUCCCUGCCUGCCCCGACAGGCA